This is a messenger RNA of Dicentrarchus labrax (European seabass), 1187 nucleotides long. Its product is annotated as sulfotransferase 2B1-like. Gene Ontology annotation, biological process: sulfation. The record is from RefSeq and is a predicted model, not a curated record. Gene Ontology annotation, cellular component: cytoplasm. Lineage: Eukaryota; Metazoa; Chordata; Actinopteri; Moronidae. Gene Ontology annotation, molecular function: sulfotransferase activity. The transcript has 6 exons. Bases 38 to 895 code for a protein of 285 amino acids.
AUGAGUUACCUCAGCCGCAGACACUCGGCUUUGAAGUAUGACUGAGACAGAGUUAUACACGCUGUACAAGGGGGUCUAUAUGCCCUCACGUCUGCACCCUCCACAGAGCCUGAAAUACUACGAGGAGUUUUCUUUCCGCCCGGAUGAUGUCAUCAUUGCAACAUAUCCCAAGUCAGGUACAGUUUGGACACAGGAGAUUGUCCCUCUUAUCAUGAGCGGAGGAGAUCCAGCUUCUGUUGAGACUCUUCCUAACUGGAAGCGUGUUCCCUGGCUGGAGGUGUAUCAGGACUCCGACCUUGAACAGAGGCCAUCUCCACGCAUGUUCUCUACACACUUCCAAUACAAUAUGAUGCCACGAUCAUUCUUUGAAAUAAAGCCAAAGGUCAUCUACGUCAUGAGGAACCCCAAAGAUGUCUUUACGUCUUCCUUUCACUAUCAUGGGAUUACAAACUUCCUGGUAAAGCCAGGCCCACAGAGCGAGUUCCUCCACAAGUUCCUGGAUGGAAAAGUUAUGUUUGGCUCAUGGUUUGAUCAUGUGAAGAGCUGGCUGAAUGCUGAGGAUAAAGAGCACAUAAUGUACAUCUCCUAUGAAGAGCUGAUUAUGGACCUGAAGGACUCUGUGGUCAGAAUCUCUCAGUUCUUGGAGAAAUCUCUGGAUGCUGAGGUGAUUGAGAAGAUCGCAGACCGAUGUUUGUUCAAGAACAUGAAGCAGAACAAAAUGUCAAACUGCUCUUUAGUUCCUCAUGAAUUCAUGGACCAGACAAAGUCGGAAUUUCUCAGGAAAGGAAUUGCCGGAGACUGGAAAAACCAACUGACAGUGGCAGAAGCAGAGUACUUUGAUGCAGUUUACAAAGACAAAAUGAAAGAUGUCAAAUAUAAAUUUGUAUGGGAUUAAAAUAAACUCAAUGAAAGUCAUUCCAACAUACCAUGAUCUACAGAAAUAUAUGACAAUAAUACAGUUCUGAGUCUUCUAAAUUGUUCUGUUUGGUUCAUGAGCUUUGUGGAAGCAGAAGAGAUCAUCUACUAUAUAAGAUUAACGACUGUCUUUCAAGUUUUAUCCUUCCCAUAGAUACCAGGAGAAUGUAACAAUAUAAAUAUUGUAAUCACCUUCUGUAUUAUGUUGGAAAAACACAAACAGUAUAAAAUAUUGAAAGUACAUUAAAACAAUAAAUUCUAUAUGUAUAACA